This is a messenger RNA of Trypanosoma cruzi, 537 nucleotides long. RefSeq lists its product as uncharacterized. The record is from RefSeq and is a predicted model, not a curated record. Lineage: Eukaryota; Euglenozoa; Kinetoplastea; Trypanosomatida; Trypanosomatidae. The transcript has a single exon. Bases 1 to 537 code for a protein of 178 amino acids.
AUGUACCGCGAGAGUUUGUUUGGCGUUGCUCUGGCGGCGACGCUGGCGGAGUUGGAUUCCGUCUGUUGUCUCAGCGAAGGGCAAAAGGAGGAGUUGUGGGACAUUUUUGACAUUGCUAUGGAACGAGCGCUGGCGGAGUCACCCGUCACGUCGCAGGUGCGUGUGUUCUCACCAUCUCCAUCGAUUCAGGAGAGGAAUAAUAGAAUGGAUGGUGACGGUGGUGGCGUUGCGGCGGCUCCGGCUGCGCUCUCUACCAAACCCACACGCAUGGUGUUCCCUGCGAAUUCAUUACCACAAUGCUCACCAACGGCGUCGCUUGCUUGCUGUGGGGUGUUGGACGAGGGUGUGACGUACCCUGUCUACCGUGUACAUGACGGCAUGUGGACCAUUCUUCUUAAGGAUCCCACUGUGGAGGUAAAGGACGGUGCCGGACGCAGCGAGACAAUUCACCUCGACUACCUCAAGGUGCACCUCAGGGAUGUCUCCUUUAAAGAGGGCGUCAAAACAAAAGCGACUAGAAAAAAACGACGCCGCUAA